AUGCUUACUCUGAAACUCUUCGUUUAUACCGUAGUGAUAUUUUUUGUUUCUCUCUUUAUCUUUGGAUUCCUAUCUAAUGAUCCGGGGCGUAAUCCUGGACGUGAAGAAUAA
Sesamum indicum (sesame) is the source of this 111-nucleotide messenger RNA. The record is from the annotation of a RefSeq genome assembly. NCBI's taxonomy places the organism in Eukaryota, Viridiplantae, Streptophyta, Magnoliopsida, Lamiales, Pedaliaceae.